Molecule: messenger RNA, 769 nt
Organism: Schistocerca americana (American grasshopper)
Lineage: Eukaryota; Metazoa; Arthropoda; Insecta; Orthoptera; Acrididae
Gene: wrm1
Exons: 4
Coding region: 285-632 (115 amino acids)
Source: RefSeq, a predicted model, not a curated record
CAAAAAUGGGUUAACAUUCGAUAUUGGUAGACGACGCUACCCCCUCCCCGUCAGCGUCAAAUCUUUUUUCCCCAAUAACGUUAACGUUCCGUUUCGUUGAAUGCCGCCAGUUUUGACGUUUCCUUGUCUUCCGUGUAGUGUUGGUCACUCUACAGUUGGGCGUUGUUACUUGUUAGGGCGGUGGUUGAUGCAGUGAUGCUUGCUUAUUGAGAUGUAGGUCGUGGUGGGGUUUGGUAUUACGAAUUUUGGUGGAAAUGUUUUAAUAUGCAACAGUGGUUUGAAAAAUGUCCAUUUUAGAAGAGCCAAAGGAUUACAUGAAAGAACCAGUGGUUUUCAAGAAAGAGUUUGGUGAUUACACGGCAUUUUAUAUUGCAAUAGGUAUUUGCACUGUUUUUGGGGCAUUCCUCUUCUUGCUGAAUAUAGUGUUCUGCUGCUGUUCAAAGUACAAAGAAUAUUGGAAGGACAGUAAUACAGGCAAUCGUUGGCUUGUGUCAAUUUGGACGAAAACUCCACAUCAUCAGCCACCACUUGACCUUACAGAACUUGAGGAGUGUUAUAUACCCUCAAAACCGAUUGCUGCUGAAUAUCCUCAGGAGUAUUUGGAACUUCAAAAGCGUGAGAGUGAUCUCUAAUCUGCAAUGGCUUUCCAUAUCUACUGGCCAGCUCUGACAGUAUUUACCUUGUUUAUUCUGGGGAUUAUUAUUGUCAUGCUUAAAUAUGGUCCCAAAAUAUGCAAAACACGACACACAGCAAAACCAACAGAGUAUGA